This is a messenger RNA of Ylistrum balloti, 865 nucleotides long. RefSeq names its product DCN1-like protein 5. NCBI's taxonomy places the organism in Eukaryota, Metazoa, Mollusca, Bivalvia, Pectinida, Pectinidae. Gene Ontology annotation, molecular function: ubiquitin-like protein binding; ubiquitin conjugating enzyme binding; cullin family protein binding. The coding region runs from base 16 to 717 and encodes 233 amino acids. Gene Ontology annotation, cellular component: ubiquitin ligase complex. The record is from RefSeq and is a predicted model, not a curated record. Gene Ontology annotation, biological process: positive regulation of ubiquitin-protein transferase activity; protein neddylation. The transcript has 8 exons.
GAGAAUUACUUCAGCAUGCCCAUAAGGAGAAAACGUUCAUCACCUACAAUGGAAGAUUCUAGAACAAAGAAAGCAAGAGUUGCUAGCUGGGCAAGAAAGGAUGGAAGAUCAUGUGAUACAGACAGUGCUUUCAGUUCUAAGCGAUGUGUUGCUUGGUUUCACGAAUACACAGGUGCUGAUGAAGAUGUACUUGGACCGGAGGGAAUGGAGAAGUUCUGUGAAGACAUAGGAGUAGAACCAGAAAAUAUUGUGAUGCUGUCUUUAGCUUGGAAACUUGGUGCCAAAAACAUGGGAUUUUUUACAAAAGCUGAAUGGUUGAAAGGGAUGACAGAAAUACAGUGUGACUGCCAGAGUAAACUACAGAUGCAGCUAGAUUAUUUACGAUCAGUUUUGGAUGAUCAGACACAAUUUAAAGAAAUUUAUAGAUAUGCAUUUGAUUUUGCAAGGGACAAAGACCAGAGAAGUAUGGAUAUAGAUACAGCAAAGGCUAUGUUAGCCCUUGUCUUGGGGAAGCACUGGUCAUUGUUUGGUUCUUUUCAUCAGUUUCUAGAGCAAUCUAAAUACAAAGUGAUAAAUAAGGAUCAGUGGUGCAAUAUACUGGAGUUCAGUAGAACCAUCCUCCCAGAUCUGUCAAACUAUGAUGAGGAUGGAGCAUGGCCAGUGUUAUUGGACGAGUUUGUGGAAUGGUACAAGGAACAUAGAAGUAUGAACAGCUGAUUCUUUCACCAAUAGAAAUCAAGUAUCUUCCAUGAAGUGUGUUGUGAUUGGCUGCUUGACAAGGAUGUUUCUAUUAUGCAAAUGAAGUGUGAAGAGGAAAGAUUUUGGAACACUAAAGGGAGAGAAUUAUGUGUGUGCUGUUUGCCUU